This is a messenger RNA of Stylophora pistillata, 447 nucleotides long. RefSeq lists its product as uncharacterized. NCBI's taxonomy places the organism in Eukaryota, Metazoa, Cnidaria, Anthozoa, Scleractinia, Pocilloporidae. Gene Ontology annotation, biological process: calcium ion import across plasma membrane. Gene Ontology annotation, molecular function: calcium channel activity. The record is from RefSeq and is a predicted model, not a curated record. Gene Ontology annotation, cellular component: plasma membrane.
AUGUUUAUUUUUAGUGGUUUUGGAGACGUCUUGCUGAACGGGUUUCGUGCACUGUCUGAGCAGUAUCCAAUGGCAGAAGAUUACUCAACUUUGAACUGGCUCUCAGUUCUGUUGAUGAUGGCAUACAUGGGAACAGUGACUGUGAUUCUUCUCAACAUUCUCGUGGCACAGAUGAGUACGACUUACACACAAGCCAAGAAAGUCGCUCGUCUGGAGUAUGAUGUGGAUCGAAUAUUACAACUCAGUCGCAUGGAAAGAUUUCCUUUUCUGAAUUUGCGCGUGAAGUAUUACAAGGAGGGAGACUGGAUCAGUGAAAUGAAACUCGCAAAGGAACUUCUUGAAUUCAACGAAGAUCGUAACCCUUGGGAGUCAGUGGAGGAGAAAGUUAUUGAGAUCAGGAACAUGAUGAAAAAGAUGGUCAAACAGAUGAGGUCUGGAAGAGAAUGA